GGUUGAGGACAGAAGUAGGACAGAAGGUCCCUGGUAGCUGGAGGAGGGGAAAGUCAGGGGGAUCCCCCACUUUAUUCACACCCAGGACGCAGGGUGCCGCUGCUGGCUACAGAAACCCCAAGAAGGCUUUUCUUUCUACUUAGAGAACAUCUAUUGUAUGCCAGGGUCUGUGCUGAGCUGUUGUUGCCUGACAGCAGGGAGAGUGCUGCUCUGGCUUCUGUGAAGAGGCCGCGGGACAGCCCCCGACUCCAAGAGCCUCGGCACACAUCAGGAACUCAGUAGAUGUCUGCGGGACGGAACUGGGGCAAGAGCACGAACUCUGAGACAGCAGCCCCAGCAAACUAACUGAAGGCGGGGGCGGGGGACUGAGGAGAGUGAAGUGCCAGAGAGAACUCUUCAGGUGUCACUAAGGAAGGAAGACACCCAGACAGAAGGGCGCGGAGCUGUGGGGCUUUGCGGUCCCCGCCCCGCUCGCCCGAAGUCAACAUGGCCGCCGCGAAGCGGGGCGGGGCAGCUCCGAGUCCGGGCAGGAGCGGGGCGGGGCCGCCGUCGGCGGAGUCACUGCGCAGGCGCAGGCAGCUCGGGGCCCGGAUGGAAGAGCUGCUGUUCGGGCCUUCUCUGGGAGAUCGCGAUGGGCCGGCACUGAGGAGCUGGCGGCAGCUUGGGAGCCCGGGAGUUAUUUGGAGCUAAGUGUAGGCUUCAAGUCUCCUGUGGUCGCUGGGGCUAGAGCUUGGCUCUGGAGAGAGGAAGAAUGAAAGCCUGGUGAAGAGGCAGAGAAGCCUGAGGGGGCUCAAUCCGGGCAGCAACAGCCCUGAAUUCCUCGUGGUGAGAGGAUGUGGCCCCUGGACCCAUCCCGGAAAGAGGUGCUGAGGUUUGCAGUCUGCUGCCGUGUCCUGACUCUGGUGCUGCAGGCUCUCUUCAAUGCCGUCAUUCCAGAUCAUCAUGCAGAAGCCUUCUCUCCUCCUCGCCUCACCCCCUCGGGCUCUGUGGACCAACUUGUGGAAGGUCUCCUGGGUGGCCUGUCUCACUGGGAUGCUGAACACUUCCUGUUCAUUGCUGAGCAUGGCUAUCUGUAUGAACACAACUUCGCCUUCUUGCCUGGUUUUCCCCUGGCCCUGUUGGUGGGGACUAAACUGCUGAGACCCCUGCAGGGGUUACUGAACCUACGGAGUUGCCUGUUAAUCUCAGUAGCAUUGCUCAAUUCGUUGUUCUCCGUGCUGGCCGCAGUUGCACUUCAUGACCUGGGCUGUCUGGUUUUGCACUGUCCCCGCCAGGCCUUUUACGGAGCACUGCUCUUCUGCCUCAGCCCUGCCAACAUCUUCCUGGCAGCUGGUUACUCAGAAGCUUUGUUUGCCCUCCUAACAUUCAGCGCCAUGGGGCAGCUGGAAAGGGGCCGAAGCUGGACUAGUGCACUCCUCUUUGCCCUUGCCACUGGUGUACGCUCCAAUGGGCUGGUCAGUGUUGGCUUCCUCGUGCAUUCUCAGUGCCAAGGCAUCUUCUCUUCUGUCAUGGUGCUGAAUCCUCUGAGACAGCUCUUGAAGCUGAUGGGCUCUGUGUUCCUUUCAGUGAUCACACUUGGCCUCCCCUUUGCCCUCUUUCAGUAUUAUGCCUAUACCCAGUUCUGUCUGCCGGACUCAGCCCACCCCAUCCCUAAGCCCUUGCUGCAGUUAGCCUUAGACAAGGGCUACCGGAUUGCAGAAGGAAAUGAGCCACCUUGGUGCUCCUGGAAAAUUCCCCUUAUAUACAGCUAUAUCCAGGAUGUCUACUGGAAUGUUGGCUUUUUGAGAUACUAUGAGCUCAAGCAGGUGCCCAAUUUUCUACUGGCUGCACCAGUGGCUAUACUGGUUGUCUGGGCAACUUGGACAUAUGUGACUACUCACCCUUGGUUCUGCCUUACACUUGGGAUGCGAAGGAGCAAGAACAGUAAGACCCUAGAGAAGCCUGAUCCUGGAUUCCUCAGUCCUCGGGUGUUUGUGUACCAGGUGCAUGCUGCAGUGCUGCUGCUGUUCGGUUGUCUGUGCAUGCAUGUGCAGGUUCUCACCAGGUUUUUGGGCUCCUCCACUCCUGUUGUAUACUGGUUUCCAGCUCAUUUGCUUCAGGAUCAAGAACCACAGCUGAGAUCCCUAGAGACUGUGCCUUGGAAGUCUCCUGGAGGGGACUCUGUACCAGAACAAAAGGGCCCCAGAAAUUCUCUCAUGAUGCUUUUGUACAACUGGAAAACUUGUUCUCUAGUCACACGAUGCAUUCUAGGCUACUUUCUGACCUACUGGCUCCUGGGAUUACUCCUGCAUUGCAACUUCCUGCCUUGGACAUGACCAGAGUCUCAGGGGACAGGCUUGAAGCAGACUUAAGCAGGGGUCUGAAAGUGCAGAUACACCCCAGGGUGCCUGUGCUGCCCUGGGGUCCUUACUCUGUCCAUUAGAACCUCUUUUUCUUGGAAGGUUGGUUAGGAAUGACAGAAGUGUGAAUCACUAUAAAGAGAUGCUUCUGGUCCUGGCUGUGGCAAACUUUGGUUGUAACUAGGUUUCGUAAGAAAUUUUAUUCCAAGUCUGAAGUACACCUCGAUCUGUCUCACCAACCAAGCAUAACAAAACAACCACUGACUCACACAUAAAUUUAAAUGUAAAUUCUUUAAAUCUCAUCAAAGGCCCCAGCUGACGGGCUGGUGAUAGUGCCCACGUGACAGCAGAGGCCUGAGUAGUGUAGCAGGCAGCAAGUGAAGUGGGACCAUCUUUUCAAAAUGGAAUAUUGUUUUUGAUCAUUUUUUUCAUGAUUUGUUCAUGUCGUUACAUGAAAAGGCUUACCAAGAAAUGCAAAUUGAACAACUUCCCAUUACAUGUGUGACAAAUUACCUUUUAAAAAUAAUACAAGUUGAGAAAGUGAUGUUGAGAACAUUGCAUGAUUAGGCAGGUGACCUGCAUUCUAGUCCUCUCAGUAAAACUCCACUUACCAGCUGUUUGACCUUGGGAGAGUUUUCAGAGCCUUAGUUGUCUUUUCUGAAACUAGGGGAAAUGAUACUACCCCUCCGGGGCAGAGGGGAAAUAAACCAUAUAAUCUCUUGUA
Molecule: messenger RNA, 3063 nt
Organism: Manis pentadactyla (Chinese pangolin)
Lineage: Eukaryota; Metazoa; Chordata; Mammalia; Pholidota; Manidae
Gene: PIGV
Product: phosphatidylinositol glycan anchor biosynthesis class V
Exons: 5
Coding region: 834-2315 (493 amino acids)
Biological process (GO): GPI anchor biosynthetic process
Cellular component (GO): mannosyltransferase complex; endoplasmic reticulum membrane
Molecular function (GO): GPI mannosyltransferase activity; alpha-1,6-mannosyltransferase activity
Source: RefSeq, a predicted model, not a curated record